UUAUCAACAAAUUUGACGCCAUGACGCCACGCCAUUUUGUUGGAAGCAACAUGGAUUUGUAGAAUUUAGUGCGCGAUUAAUUGUAAAAAACGAUGAUUUUUUUAUUGUGAGUCGCGUUAAUCGGGAGUUUGCAUUAACCGCUGUAGUUUAGUGUUAUAGUAAAUCAUGUGAAGAAUUCAAUUAUGUGUAUAUCGUGAAGUCAAGUACCGGCGUCUGUGCUACAGUUCCUCGUUUCUUGAUUUAGUAAUUUGAGUGGUUUUUGUUAGUUUGCAACGAAAGGACCAUUUCCGGACUCUAUGAUGAUGUAUACGGGCACAACCACCGAGCAAGACAAUCGCUUCAGCGAUAAGGAAAAAAAGCUCCUGAAGCAGAUGAAGUUCAGCGAUUGUUUGAGUCAGAGGGUUGAUAUGUCCAAAAUUAAACUUGAUGUCAUCAAGCCGUGGAUCCAAGACAAAUUAACGGAAAUCUUGAAAAUUGAUGACGACGUCGUCGUCGAUUUUGUUUAUAAUCAACUAGAUGAGAAGUUUCCCGAUCCUAAAAAGAUCCAAAUCAAUCUUACGGGGUUUCUGCAUGGGAAAAACGCGCGCGAGUUCAUGGCCGAGCUGUGGGCGCUCUUGAUCUCAGCACAGGAGAACCCGUCCGGAAUCCCCGACUCACUCUUGGACUUGAAGCGUGAAGAAAUCAUAAAAAAGAAGGAGAAAGAGGAAAAAGAGCGUGAGAUUCGGGACCGGGAAAGAGAAAAAGAGCGCGAACGCGAAAAGUCCGACAAGGAGAAGAAAUACAGGGAUAGGGACAGGUCCAGGUCUAGGAGGAGAUCACGGUCAAGGUCGCGGCCCAGGAGGCGGUCGGUUGAAAGGUCCAGCAGGAACAACGAUAGAGGGAAGGACAAGAGGUCAAGGAGCCGUUCCAGAUCCAGGAUCAAGAUUGAUGAUUUGAGGAACAACGGCAACGCAAGUCCCAACGAACGGGAGAAUAAUGGCAGAGAGGAUUCUGCCAAAUUGGAAAGCAGUACUGCCAAUUCUAAACAUAAUUCAGAGAGUUCCCAGCCCGUGUCAAAGCUUCAAGCGAAGCUGAUGUCCAUGGCCGGCGGCAACGGCAAACAGCAGCAACAGCAGCGUAACUCCCGUUCCCGUUCGAAAUCAGUAUCUCGCUCCCGUUCAAAGUCGGCUUCACGCUCCAAGUCACCCAGCAAAUCGCAUUCGAGAUCCCGUUCGUCGUCUAGUCCACGAGCAUCAAAGGAUCGCAAGUCGCGCUCCCUCUCCAAGGACAAGGAGAAACGUCGCUCCCGCUCCAGUUCGGACGGAUCCAAGGACAACUUCGAGAUCAGGAAGAAGGAGAACAGCGUCCAGAAGAAACGCCACUACAGAUCCAACAAGGACAGCUCCGACAGCGAACCGGACCAGGACAAGGGCAAGAGGAAGAAGUCACUGUCGAAGUCACCGCGACGCGCCAGGAAAAACAGCAGGGAUAAGAGUCCCAGACGCAAGAGGAGCUUGUCCAGGAAGAGGAGCAGCUCCAGGAAGAGGUCCCUAAGCCGAAAGAGGAGUCUUUCGAGAAGACGUAGUCCAUCGCGAAGCAAGAGGAGUCUGAGUAGACGAAGGCGGAGCAUCUCACGUUCAAGGCGGAGCACCCCGCGGAGAGCAAGCCCUCGCAGGAGACGCAGCUAUAGCAGGAGGAGGAGCUUGAGCAGGAACAGAAGGGGACGACGCAGCAGAAGCCGCAGGAGUCCCAGCAGGAGGAGGCGCAGUCCUAGCAGAAGGAGGAGCAGCAGGGAUAGGAGGCUUAGACGCAGUAGAAGCCGUGACCGGAACCACAGGCGACUUUCCCGGGAGAGAAGGCGCUCCAGGUCUAGGGAUAGGCGGUCGAGGUCGAGGAGGAGGUCGUCUCGUGAUAGGGGAAGUUUGAGGAGGAAGUCACCAAUUAGAGGUAAAUCUAGGGAACGUCUACGCAAGCCUAGUCCGAGUCCUGUGACUAGAAAUGAUCGUCGGGACCAAAGGGACGAGUCACGUGGGUCUCGACCGUCUGUUAGGAGACCGGACGACAGGAAAGAGGAAUCUUUCCGUCGACUUGACGAUUCCAAAAGAGAAGAUCUUCACAAAUCGGAUAAGAAAUUGGAAGAGAAACGCAAGGCUAGUACUUCUGAUAGUCAAACUGAAAGCGACUUCAAAUCCAAGGAUAGGAAGAAGUCAAAGUCUAGGAGUAUCAGUCCAGAGGAUAAUAAUUUGAUUCCUCCUCACGGCCCGCCACGAUAUUCGCGAAGCUUGUCUAGAACGCCGUCGCCGUUCAUAAAAGCAAACGAAUUCCCGCCUAAAACUAAGACAGUUCCUGCUGCGAAGGACGAUAAGAAGAAACUCAAAGAAAAGGCUGAAUUGAAAACUAAGAAGGUUACGAAGAAACCUUCAAAGAGUGAGACUGAUUCAAACUCAAGUGAUUCAGAUAGUGAGGGACAGAAAGAAAGAGAGAGGGAGAGGAAGAAGAUAAAGGCGAAGAAGAAGACGAAGAAACGCGAUUCGAGUUCCAGUGAUAGUGAAGUGGAGUAUACUUCUAAGAAGAAGGAUAGAGACAGUAGUCCCGAAGUGGAAGUCAAGAGUAAGAAAGGCAAAGACGGUAAGAGAAGUAGGCGCGACAGCAGCGAGGAUAAAGUGCAGAAAAAGCGUCACCAGAGUUCCGAUUCGGAAGAUGAUAAAAAGAUUAAGAAGAAACGUGCACGUUCUGAUAGUUCCGACAAAGGCCGUAAAUCGAAAAAAGAUGAUUCGAGUGACAGUGAUGUCCCUAAGAGUAAGAGCAAAAAGAAAGUGGAGAGUUCUGAUGAUUCUGAAGUUGAGAAAGUCGAUAAAGACAAGUCAAAGAAACACAGAAGGGACAGCUCUUCAGACAGUGAGGAAGAUAUGAAGAAGCGGAAACGUAAAAAGAAGGUUACGAAAUCGGCGAGCGAUUCUGAUGAAGAACUUGAGUCGAAGAAACGCAAGAAAGACAAGAGGCAUAAAAAGAAGAAGAAGCACUCGAAAAAACAUAAGAAACAUAAGAAGAAAAAGGUAGAAAGUGAAGACUCUGAUAAUAGUGACGUCGAAGUUGUUAAUGACGAUGAGAAAAAGUUGAGAGAAAAGGCUCUCAAGUCAAUGAAAAGGCAAAAUUCGAGCGAUAAGUCGGAGUAACGUGUAAAAUAAAUAAACGUUUUUGUUUAGUUUGAAUGAUUAGGUAAUUAGCUUUUCUGAGUGACCUGUAAUUUUUUUGUCAUUCAUUCCGUAUGUUGCUGUCUUAAUAAAGUUGAUAUGUAUGUGGA
This is a messenger RNA of Tribolium castaneum (red flour beetle), 3283 nucleotides long. RefSeq names its product Serine-arginine repetitive matrix 1 (gene Srrm1). Gene Ontology annotation, cellular component: spliceosomal complex. The transcript has 8 exons. Gene Ontology annotation, molecular function: RNA binding. Gene Ontology annotation, biological process: regulation of mRNA splicing, via spliceosome; mRNA processing. Lineage: Eukaryota; Metazoa; Arthropoda; Insecta; Coleoptera; Tenebrionidae. The record is from RefSeq and is a predicted model, not a curated record. The coding region runs from base 297 to 3155 and encodes 952 amino acids.